Cordyceps militaris CM01 is the source of this 459-nucleotide messenger RNA. RefSeq names its product 60S ribosomal protein L23. Gene Ontology annotation, molecular function: structural constituent of ribosome. The transcript is spliced from 3 exons. Gene Ontology annotation, cellular component: ribosome; cytosolic large ribosomal subunit. NCBI's taxonomy places the organism in Eukaryota, Fungi, Ascomycota, Sordariomycetes, Hypocreales, Cordycipitaceae. Bases 1 to 459 code for a protein of 152 amino acids. Gene Ontology annotation, biological process: ribosomal large subunit assembly; translation. The record is from RefSeq and is a predicted model, not a curated record.
AUGGCUGUCGGCAACAAGAAAGCUGCCCCCAAGGGCUCCAAGCAGGCCAACGCCGCCGCCAAGGCUGCGCUCAAGGGAACUCACUCCCAGAAGCAGCGCAAGGUCCGCCUGAGCACCACCUUCCACCAGCCCAAGACUCUGUCUCUGGCCCGCAACCCCAAAUUUCCCCGCAAGUCGAUCCCUCACUUGCCUCGCCUCGACGAGCACAAGAUCGUCAUCCACCCUCUCAACACCGAGAGCGCCAUGAAGAAGAUGGAGGAGAACAACACCCUCGUCUUCAUCGUCGACAUCAAGGCCAACAAGGCCCAGAUUAAGGGCGCCCUCAAGAAGCUCUACGACAUUGACACCGUCAAGAUCAACACUCUGAUCCGCCCUGACGGAACCAAGAAGGCAUACGCCCGUCUUACUCCUGAUGUCGACGCCCUCGACAUUGCUGCCAACAAGCUGUCGCUUGUCUAA